This is a messenger RNA of Porites evermanni, 5940 nucleotides long. Lineage: Eukaryota; Metazoa; Cnidaria; Anthozoa; Scleractinia; Poritidae. The record is from the annotation of a GenBank genome assembly.
AACGUCAGGGNAUACUUCCUGAAAAAUUAUCAAGCUUUCUCAGCAUUUUAUCUGCUCACAGCAACGUGUGGCCAGGUCACCGCAGCAGGGGGCCGGGUGAUUGGUGGAAAGGACGCUACUGCAGGGGAAUGGCCUUGGCAAGCAAAACUGGUUACCAGGGGUACAGGGUUCACUUGCGGUGGCUCUCUUAUCACACGUGACUGGGUGAUGACUGCUGCACACUGCAUCUCAAGUAACGAUCCCACUGCUUAUAGCGUGACGCUUGGUGAUCUCAACAGGGAGCAACCUGACGGUACUGAGCAAAACUUUAAUGUCAAACGUGUAGCGGUGCAUCCUAAGUACAACUGGCCAGUUCCUAUCAAUAAUGACAUAGCUUUGUUACAGCUGACAAGGCCAGCCACUCUAAACUCUUUUGUGAACACCGUUUGUUUACCACGUUACUCUGAGGUGGUACCAGCUGGGACCAAGUGCUUCAUUUCGGGUAAAAUUUAUUCAUUUAUUAUUUAAAACUCUUUGGAAAAAUUGACUGACUGACUCACCGUCGCUGGUCAACGAUCCACUUUUAAAAUAACGUCAGGGUUGUCUCAAGAAGCCAAAGGGGUUGGGGUCAACUGUUGCAGGCUGUUAUAAAAGUUGUUUUCCAUCCUUUUUCGCCGUUCCACAUUCAACAGACCUUAUCCAGGAUGCCGGACUAACUUUUAAUCACGUAGGGACUGAUGGAUUGAAACAGUAUCUCUACGUCUCUCAAUUUCUGAUGUAAGUUGUUUAUUCAAUUAAACAGAGGAAAUAAUUUUUGCCAUGCAAAAAGUUUUCGUCCACUUUCCUGUCAAGGCUGUCAUUAUUGCUCGCCGCUUGUUCGGUCCUCAAUUUGAACAAGCCAGGGAUUAAAAGAGGUAUUCCAUGGUUCAAAGGCAAGUGCAACACAACUAUUCAUUUCUAAGCGUAAUAUCCUACACGAUGACUUCAUGCGACUUGUCGCGGGGAAGAACGUUUAUAAUAAUGUAAGCAAAAAAAUCAUUAAUAUAUGGUCUGAUGGAUAUAUUUACUCCCUCCCUUCCCAUUUCCAUGGAUUGGGGUCCUUAAAGAGGUCCCUGAAAUUAAAUGAAAUUCUCGCUUUAUUCUGUUUAUAGGUUGGGGACAGAUGGAUCAUCCUGGUUCUGCUGCUACAAAGCUGCAGCAAGCUUCAAUGCGUGUGGUAUCCAACCGUGUGUGCCAGACCAUGCACAUGAACUCAGCCAUUAACGCUUCAACUGCUGUUACUUCCGCCAUGGUAUGUGCAGGGGAUGCUGGGAAGACUAUUAAGAGUGGCUGCUUUGGUGACAGUGGAGGACCCUUUGUUUGUCAAAACUCCGCUGACCAGUGGAUACAGCAGGGUAUCGUCAGUUGGGGUGACCCUUCGUGCUCCUCUGCCAAUCACUACAGUGUGUUUGCUCGAGUCAGUGCCCUCCGACAAUGGAUCGAUGAAAUCAUAAACGAGUGAAAAGAGAUUUGCAAACGAGCUGCGAUCAUCAUAAAAUCUGUAUUAAAAUAUAGCAUUAAGAUCCAAGAGUGUUAUAAAAUAUUUAAAGAAUGCAUUAAACAAGUUCUCUCUCUUGAGUUCUAAAUUGUCUACACGGCCGACAUACAUCUGACAAGGCAAAAAGCUUCAUUGAACGAAAAGGCGGUAUACUGCCGCCGGGACUAACAUGGUCUUGAAAGCUUUAGAUAUGGCUUAACCGCCUGAGGGUUGCCUAUUGUUGGUAGUGUAUUUCACCUCGUGGUUCUGUACCAGCUGUCCCUCUCAUGAUGCAUUAAAUCAUUAAAGCUAAAUAAACCUGUCGCGUCGUAAUGGAUCCGCACUAGCGUUUGUACGUGUUCCAUUUAUGUUUCAUGUAUGCAAAACGAAGACAACUGCGUUAGGAGUGCCGGAAGGGAAAAAAUGCGAAAUUUGUAAACAUGAGAAAAACUGGCUGAUAGUUAUCAACAGAAGCCAAUUUUUUUUAGUUUUCAGCCUUUGGCGAUUUUUUUAAGGUUUUGACCACGACAUAAAAGUAUAUCUCACAUAAUUUAAGGUGAAACACAGCAAAAGCUUUGGAUGAUAAAGGAUGAGGAUUAACUGUCAAGUUUUGUCGUAUUCACCAAUAGGGCGUAACAUUCGGUUUAUUAGUUUGAUGAUAUUAAUGCCACAGUGGUAAAAUGAUGGACAUAAAAUGAAGAAAGCCAUCAGGAGAAAUAUGUUUUAUUACUUAUUAUAAUUUUUUGCAAAAGAAGCAAAGGAAGUUUAUUAUAUUUCACCGGACAAAAAGCGUUCGUUAGUUUGACAGGUAGACGGAUCAAAAAGCUUCCUACCAUGUAAAAAAAAUCCAGCACUUUUUUUUCACAAUUUAUUAUGCGUGCUUCUGAGUUCCCAAUAUCGCUGAUUCUGGUAUAACGUUUUUGGAUUCAAGUAUCGUGAAGUCAAGCCUUAAACUUUGAACACGAAAUUGCUUCUUUAAUAAAACCAUUAAAUCAUCUGCCGAGAACUACGUCGCGUUGUUUUUACCUCUUGUGCAAAAAACUGUAUGGCUGACAAUUCUUAUCUCACUAGGUUUUACAUAAAACAGCAAUGAUGAUCUAACAGCAACCUAAACCAUAGAAGAAAAAAGAAAAAAUUUAGCCAUAAGGUUGAAAGAAGAUAGCCGACUGAUGGAAAUGACAAUUUUACGGCCAUCUGGUUGGUUGUUUAUAGAUAAAGGACUCUCUUGUGAUGAAUUGAUCAGUCUGAAACGAUUAUAUAUAUAUAAAACCUUAUAUUAUAUAUUCAUCAGAGCAAGCGGUGAAAAAAAGCCUCGAGGACAAAGCGCUCGAUGUUUGGUUUCAGGGACUUGCGAUGAUAAAUUCACCAAACUACUCCAAAGCUUAUGCCAUACUGAUCAUCAGUGUGAUCAGUUUUGCGGCUUUUUUAAGGAUAAUUGAAGGUAACAUGGAUAAACAUUGAUAUUUAUCAAAACACACAAAGCGUAUAGUUUAUUAUAGUUCGAAAGCGACGCCGUAAACUUAAAACGCACCUUUCACGGAAGGUUUUACAGGUUGCUCUACAUACAUAUCCAGUGCUCUGCAUUGGUUUUUCGGUGUACUCUCGGCGCCUUUUUUUGUCAUGUGUAGAAUUCUGCUAUUAUAUUUCGAAGUAGGUUGUUACCGAAUGUAUUUUAUUAUUGUGCAUUUGAUUUCCUUUAGCACCUAAAUUAGAAACAUAAUUAUUUUUCAUUUUUUUAAUAUAUUUAUCAACUUUUGGAAGGCUACUCGUGAAACUCAUUCCUAAACCUGCUGGUUAAAGGCCCUGAAUAUAUCUCAAAAAUUCUUUUAUAUAGCUGUAAGGACAACUGUGUAAUAGAUAUUUCGACUGACCCUCCUCCGUCGCUGGUCUUGUGAAAUUUUUUAGCUACUGAGCAAAUUUUAGGGAAUUUACUAGCUCUUUUCUCAGCAUUUGCCACAACACAGGUUAACCAAUUGCUUGUUUUCUUCAUAGGAAACACUAAGCAAUUUUAUAUCACACACAAGAAGUCAAGUUUUUAGUCCGAUCAAGUAUUUGAAAACCCUCUCGAACGCUAGUUAUUAACUGAGUAGUGGCAGGCUUUUAAUCAAGCCAAGUAUGAUGGGUAAAUUCUCCGCAUGGCAGCGAACAAAAGCAACUCGGAUUUUGCUAGAUAUAGGGACGAUUUUGUUAGUUGCUGUGAAAAAAAAAACUGACUACGGUAACGCAAAUAUUGUACACUCUGAAAGGGCCCAAAGUUCAGGGACCUCCUUUUUCCCUCCAAACGAUUUUUGAAUCUUUAACUUAGAGGGGUUCCCUAGAAGAUGUAAAUGUUUUGUCAACGGUUAGUAUUUUAUGCAAAUAAUAAUAUUUGGACAUUAAUUCCUAGAAAUUUGUAGCAUCCUAAUGUCUCUAACACAAGCUCAUGUCCGGUAUUCAGGUCUCAUACGGUUAAGUAGCAAAUCCGGCUGCUUAUGGAGACUUUUUUCGUUUUGAGAGCCUCUCAUUUCACUCAGAGGUUUAUUUUUUUUUUGAUGUUUAAAGUAUACGAAACUUUAUAAGGAUUAGGGAUGAAAAUCUGGAAAACUGACAAUUUUCACGAUCGCUUUAUUUGACUGUAAUGGCUUUUCACUUUCUUUUCUUCAACCAUCCCGGCUACGUUUAAAUUACAAAAGCGAAAAUGUGAUCGCGGUGUCAUGCCUCAAAGCCCGCCACAUUAGACUGGCUUAACACAGUAACUGUUAUCUGAUUCUCCUUAUUUUCUAGCCCGGCAUCACAUCAUUAGCCGUGGUCACCUCCCCCCAGAGGAACCGCACGACUUCACCGAGGACAUUGAACCAGCUGUGGUAGAGUUACGUGGUAAACCUUCAUCUCUGACAGAUUAUACUAGUUACUGAAUUAUGAAUAACGAACUACGUGGCAGACGUCCCAAAAGGAAAGGGGGCAAGACAUUGGGGCUACCGACUCGCUUUACCCUUCCCUUUCGAACACCUGCGAUGUAGGCUAAAUUAUGAGAGGUGUUUAUUCCUCACCUUAGUUUUAAGAGCUGAUUAAUGAGAGAAAAAAUCUUUCUGACAGACCUCUACAUGUUAUUUGUGGAAUCAAUGCCGACCCUCGUAGGUUAUUUUCUAAAGAAGUUUUUGUUUUUCUUAAGGGGCUGGAGAGAAGACAGCGGAAGGAUCAAGGCAAAAUCGGGGUAAAUCAGAAUUUACCCACUUUAUGUAAUAAUUUCGACACGAUAGGAAACUAGUUAAGCCACUGGCGACCAAGACUCCAUGACAGCCGCUAGAAUCUUCCAGUUUUUUUUUAAGGACAACCACUCAUACUGUUCUGUAUUAGUAACUGCAAUGAUAUUUACACGAAACAAGUAUCCAGUCAAGGGAAAAAACUUUAUGAUCUUCUACACGACGCAGUAAGUAAAGGUCACCGUAUCAACUCCGAGAUCCGUCGGAAAUAAUUUUUCAGAUUGUACGUAAGGCGAAUCUAAUAACUGCUAAUUAUUCGGCACUACAGUGAGACAUUUUCAAUGUAUUGAAAAGCAUAGCACCGAUGCCGUGGCAUUACCAUACUACUGAUACUGAACAAAAUGAGUAUUUGUAGUUUAUUAUCUUUUUAGGCACACAGGAGAACAAAAAUUUAGGAAAUACGGAAUAUCAUAUGCCACCCCCAAUUGGACCUAUCAGGGAUAUAAUAUCACUACCAGCAGCAACCCUAAACCAAGGUAAAGAAAUCAUCAUCCAUUGCCGGCCGGGCUAGUGGGCCUCAGUUUGGUCAGUUUACUUAAUUCCCAGAAUAGAAAUACAGCUAAUGUUCCUGGCACGGGAUGUUCUUGAAAUUAUACAUUCGCCGUUUCAGUUAAGUAUAAUCCUGAGAAACGUUUGGUUCUAGGUCUCUAUAGAUAAAAUGUCGAUCAUUAUGAUCAUAAGUACUAAAUAACUGGAAAUCAAUGUUUGACCAAAAAUUCAAACAGUGCUGAAGGUGAUCGUUCUUCAGAAGCAUUUACUGUUUGUCUCUGCUUGUUUCACACAGCAAGCUGUGGUUACAGUUCGACUUCCUCUUCACGUGUGGUGAAUGGAGCCGAUGCAACUCUAGGAGAAUGGCCAUGGCAAGCUCGAUUACAAUUCAACAACAAUCACUUGUGCGGAGGUACACUGGUGGCGUCAGAGUGGGUAAUGACCGCUGCUCACUGUGUGUUAGAUGAAGAUACCAGCAAAUUCAAGGUGGUGAUUGGUGAUGUGGACCGAUAUAAGAAGGAGGGUCUGGAACAAGAGUUUAAAGUCAAGAGCAUCAUUAAACAACCUCUAUUCUCCCACCCAGUCCCAUAUGAGAAUGAUAUUGCAUUAUUUCAUCUGUCUAAGCCUGCCAAACCAAGCGAUGCUGUAAAUACAGCUUGUUUACCUGGAUUUCUCCAAGAUGUACCUCCCGGGGAUGAAUGUUAUAUCACAGGU